AUGCGAAGAUCGACGUCUGUUGCCCAUUAUUCUUCGGGCGAGCCCUCACCACAGUUCACCCCUACAUACCCUGUAUACGACGACGAAUUUUCCCAAGACGGCCACGGCUACAUCACCCACGGAGACGAAGAGAACUGGGGUGACGAAGACGACUACAGCGAGUCCGAACAAUCAGUCUUUCACGCCGGUCUACCUGCCACGCCACGCGCACACCCAACCCGCCUCCCGCUGAGGCCCGCACCUCUGCCUCACCAACAACACUACCGCCCGGCACGCCGCGCGCCGGAUCCAGCGCCCACCCUGGAUCCUCAAGAGGAGUACGGGGCCUAUGGCCACGGGUCCUACCCCGGCGGCCAAUAUGGUCGCGGCGGUUACCCAAGAUCAGCCUCUCAGCACCAUCAAGCAUAUGCUGCAUACUUCCCGCCAGGCCAGGUCGUAGGAUACGCUGGUGGAAACCCCUUCAGCCCUGCUGGUAGCGGUUACUCCAGCCCGGCGACAUACCCUCAUGGUCAAGUUCCAGCAAUGUACGGCAACGAAAUGGCCCCGUAUUACCACCAGGGCCAUUACUACCCUCAACAGCCGCCAUUUCAGAUGGCCCCCCAUGCCAUGCAGCUGGAUGUUCCUGCCGCACCCGCCGCACCCGCCGCACCUGCAGCUCCAGCCGGACCGAGCCCACGCGAGCAGGAGCUGGCAGAAAGAAUUGCGCAAUUCGAGAGGGAGAAGCAAAAGCAGGAGCUAGCCGAACGUGAAAAGGAGAUGCAAGCCGAAGCUCACCGAAAAGCUGCCGAGGAGAGUCGAAGAAUCAUGGAACAGAUGGAGAACAUGAAAAAACAAAACGAAAUUGAAUUACAGAGAGCCAAAGAGGAAGCUGCGCGAGCUACCAGAGACGGCAUCGCUGCCGAGGCUGCCGCAGCCGCGGAACGUGCCAGGGUACAGGCAGAGGCUGUGAAGCAAGCCGAGGAACGAGUCAAAGUCAUGUUCGAGGAACAAAGACGAGCUGAGGAAGCUAGGGCAAAGCAGGAGGCAGAAGACAAGGCCAGAAUUGAGGAGGAACAUAAGCGUCGGGUCGAAGCUGCAUUGCGAGCCGAUGCCGAUGCCAAAGCUGCUGCUGCGAAAGCUGCCGCCGAAGAAGCCGCGAAGCUGAAUGCAAUCAGAGAAGAGGCCAAGCGCAAGGCUGAUGCUGAGUUUGCGGCCAAGAUUCAGGCGGAGAAGGACGCGGCCGCCAAGAGGGCUGAAGCAGAAGCACUGGCAAAGGCUGAGAAAGAAGCGUUCAAGAAAAAGGUGGAAGCGGACACACAGGCGGCAAUGGAAGCCAAGGCCAAGGCUGACCGUGGCCCCUUUCUUCAAUUCAAAGAUGCAUUGAAUCGCAAGUACAGCUUCCCAUAUCGCCUGUGUACAACAUGGCCGAAUAUGGAGGAGCUGAUCAAACAAGCAUUUGACAACGUCGAAGAACUGGAGUACCAAGUACACGAAGGGUGGUAUGACUUGGUUGGUCCCAACCAAGAAAUCAUCCUCCCAUCUGUAUGGGCAAAGGUCAUUGAACCAGAGUGGUCCAUUACCAUGUUCAUGUGGCCCUUGGAACGCAUUCAGAGGCAUGCCCGCCUCCCACCGCACUUGGCGGCAAGCAUGGCUAGAGGCCGUGGCAUGGGUGCCCCCCCUAUACCCCCUAUGCCGCCUGCUAUGAGUGGGGGUCGCGGUGGCAUGCCGCCGCCGCCAGAAGCAUGGGCUCAACCUGGACCUCCGCCCGUGCCCCAAGGUAUUCAUGUUGUGCGCGAGCCUAAGAAGGAGAAAAAGAAGAAGCAGGCACCUCCCGCGUUCGUUGGCUUCUUCGGUGGAAAGCCAAUCAAGAAGAAGUAA
Molecule: messenger RNA, 1857 nt
Organism: Beauveria bassiana ARSEF 2860
Lineage: Eukaryota; Fungi; Ascomycota; Sordariomycetes; Hypocreales; Cordycipitaceae
Product: kinetoplast-associated protein KAP
Exons: 3
Coding region: 1-1857 (618 amino acids)
Source: RefSeq, a predicted model, not a curated record